Molecule: messenger RNA, 777 nt
Organism: Paramecium tetraurelia
Lineage: Eukaryota; Ciliophora; Oligohymenophorea; Peniculida; Parameciidae
Exons: 3
Biological process (GO): 7-methylguanosine RNA capping; 7-methylguanosine cap hypermethylation
Cellular component (GO): nucleus
Molecular function (GO): RNA cap trimethylguanosine synthase activity
Source: RefSeq, a predicted model, not a curated record
AUGGGUUAACAAUUGAUUGAAUAUUUCCCUCUUAAUACUUUGAUGCUUAUUAAUGGUUCAUUCCCUAUGCCUGUGAUGAUCACCAAGAAGCAAUUCAAUGCACAUCACGAAAAGACUACUCCCACAAUCUAGUUGAAAAAGAAAAUAAGAAAAUUUUAUCAUAAGAGACAUUUCUUGUUCAAGAAAUUUGAUGAAGGGAUUGUUUUAGAUGAAGAAUCUUGGUAUUCUGUUGUACCUGAAGAAGUUGCCUCUUAUGUUGCUGAACGAUUACACAAAAGAAUUAUUGAUCAAAAAAUCCCCAUAAAAUAAGUUAUUGAUGGGUUCUGUGGUUCUGGGGGAUUAGCCAUUUAAUUAGCUUCAAAAUUUGACAAUCUACUUUGCAUCGAUCUCGAUCCUGUGAAAUUACAAAAUUUACAAGCGAAUGCUGCGAUUUACCAAAGGACAAUAGAGACUCAAUUAAAUAAUUUUUUAAUGAUUGAACAUGAAUUCGAUGAGAACAUCAUUCUAACUCUAUGUCCACCUUGGGGUGGAUUGAAUUAUUUUAAGAAAGAGGUUUACGAUCUUGAAAAAGACAUGACUCCUUGUUUAUCUGAUAUUUUGAAGAAAGCCUUUUCUAUUAGUUGUAAUAUUGUACUUCAAUUACCGAAGAAUGUUUCAAUCUCAUAACUCACUACCUUAAUUCAAUAAUAAUCUUAACAUUUAAACUUUAAACGCUAUUCUCUUGAAAUAGAAAUGAUUUAUAUUAAUGAUUAAAUAAAUAGUCAAGUGCAACUAUGA